Messenger RNA from Lagopus muta (rock ptarmigan), 11659 nucleotides. It is a transcript of the gene CPEB4, whose product is annotated as cytoplasmic polyadenylation element binding protein 4. The transcript is spliced from 14 exons. Gene Ontology annotation, biological process: negative regulation of cytoplasmic translation. Gene Ontology annotation, molecular function: ribosome binding; mRNA 3'-UTR binding; translation factor activity, RNA binding. Gene Ontology annotation, cellular component: nucleus; neuron projection; cytoplasm. Lineage: Eukaryota; Metazoa; Chordata; Aves; Galliformes; Phasianidae. The record is from RefSeq and is a predicted model, not a curated record. Bases 1654 to 3789 code for a protein of 711 amino acids.
CGCUGGGGGGGGGAGGGAGGGGAAGGGAAGGAGAAAGGGGAAAACAGGAAAAAAAAAAGAAAAAAAAAAUAGAGGCGAAACGAGGCGGCGGAGGCUCCGCGCGGAGGACUCGACGCGGCCGGGCUUGCCGGCUACCGCAGCUUCUCCCGGUGGCACGCAGCCCUGCCCCCUCUCCCGGCGCUGUCUCCCGCGGAGCCUCCCCCUCCGUCGCCGCCCGGAGGCAGCGUCCCCGACCUCCCGCCCGGCCGCUGUACAUGACGGGGAAGGCAGCCCGCCUGGAGCCGAGAGGACGCGCAGCACGGGAAGGACUGCGCCGAGGAACCGCCGCCGGACCCCGCGCCCCGGUUAGUCUGCCGGGCCUCCGUCCCGUCAUCUCCGGGCGAUUUGGGAGAACCGGUUAAACGCCUUCCAUGGGGGAGAGAGGAGCCCGGCCCCCCGCCGCCUGCACCUUCCCCUCCCUGCCGGAGGCUGCUCCUCUCCUGAGACAGACGGACUCUCGCGGGGUGGGGGGGAUACCGCGGGGCACCGCAGCCGGGCCUGGGAGCGCAGCACCGCCCGCUGCUGCCGGCCGCGAGAAGAGCCGGCCCGGAGGGAGCCCACGGAUCUGGGUGGAAGGAGCGAGCCCGGCACCGCGAUCACCCUCCGGCAGCACAGAGAGCGAGAAAACCUUCUUCCCUUUCCUCCUGCGCAGCUCGCUUGUCCCCUCCCUUCCCUUUUCCCGAACGCUGAAUGCUGAUUUCUGAGAUGAAAAUCCUUUCCGGGCACCCAGGGCUCGUCUGAAGGACACGGAGAUAUCGGAUCGCAAAUAAGAAGUGAGUCUGGCGAUCUCAGAAACCCAACCCAAAAGGAGCAGCAUCGAUAAUCCACCCUUCUGCUCAACUCACUCCCCACCCAGCACACACAGAAUACUAAUUUCCUGAGAUAAGAUCUUACCCCUUUAAACGACACACACGCACACACACAUACGCAGUGUAUAUUAUUUCUACACAGAAUAGGUUAAACCCAGCAGCACAGUAAAAAGCCUCCUCUGCAACUCACCCCUCCUCCUCACCCCUCUGAGUGCUGAAAUCCUGAGGUAAAUUUUUUUCUCUUAUCCACAGCAAAGACUCUUUUUGAGCAGGACACAAAUAUAUAUUAGAUUAUAGAGAUGUAUUAAAUUAUUCCAGAUUUAAAUCUAUUUUUUUGCUGCCAAGGGGUCGGGGGACCAGACGUCAUUGUAUAUUUUUUUUGCUCUUAACUCAUUUAUGGGCAAGUCAAGGCUGCUGAGGAGGAAGAAAACAGGAUAGUUAGAAUCUCUUUAUCCUUAUUCCCCAGAAGCUUUUUCUGUCAUUGCUGUGCAUUUCCUUUAGGAAAGAAAGGAAACCUCUUAUUUUGUGAACCAAAGAUUUAUUUUUCCCUUUCUCCUGGCUGAAGGGAGGAAGCGGACACCAAUUUACGCAUUUAAAUAGUUGAAGAGAUCUAUCUUUUGCAAAAAAAAGAAAAAAAGAAAAAAGAAAUCUAUGAUUCAAAUCUGAGAUAAAUUUGCGUGGAGGGAGAAACUGGAAUAUCUUGCUAAAAACAGGCUACUUGCUAAUCUCUCCUUAGAAGAGGAGGAGGUAAACACUAAACAUCAACUUGUUCUAACAGGGAAGAUUCAAACCCUAAGUAUAAUAAAUGGGGGAUUACGGGUUUGGAGUGUUAGUGCAAAACAACACUGGAAAUAAGUCAGCUUUUCCAGUCAGAUUUCAUCCACAUCUGCAGCCUCCACACCAUCAUCAAAAUGCAACCCCCAGCCCUGCUGCUUUUAUAAAUAAUAACACAGCUGCCAAUGGCAGUAGUGCUGGGUCAGCUUGGCUCUUUCCUGCUCCAGCUGCCCAUAAUAUUCAGGAUGAGAUUCUGGGGUCAGAAAAAUCUAAAGCUCAGCAACAGGAAAAGCAAGAGUCCCUAGAAAAACAGCAACUUUCCCCCAGUCAAAGUCAGGAAGCAGGCAUGCUCUCUGAGCCCGAGAAAGCUAAAACUGAAGAAAAUCAGGGCGAUAAUUCUUCGGAGAACGGCAAUGGAAAGGAGAAAAUAAGAAUAGAAUCGCCGGUGUUAACAGGAUUUGAUUAUCAAGAGGCUUCGGGGCUCGGUUCUUCGACACAGCCCUUGACAUCCACCGCAUCUUCUCUGACUGGUUUUAGUAACUGGUCUGCGGCGAUAGCUCCUUCUUCUUCUACGAUAAUCAAUGAAGAUGCAAGUUUUUUUCACCAGGGAGGGGUCCCUGCUGCCUCAGCUAACAAUGGUGCUCUGCUGUUUCAGAAUUUUCCACAUCACGUCAGCCCUGGCUUUGGUGGUAGCUUUUCCCCUCAAAUUGGACCCCUCUCUCAACACCACCCUCAUCACCCCCAUUUUCAGCAUCAUCACAAUCAGCAUCAACAACAGAGGAGGUCUCCUGCAAGUCCUCACCCACCACCAUUCACGCAUAGAAAUGCUGCUUUUAAUCAGUUGCCUCAUUUGGCUAAUAAUCUAAACAAGCCACCUUCUCCAUGGAGCAGCUACCAAAGUCCAUCGCCUACACCAUCUUCAUGGAGCCCUGGGGGCGGUGGAUAUGGUGGGUGGGGUGGGUCCCAAGGUCGAGACCACCGCCGGGGACUGAACGGAGGGAUAACGCCCCUGAACUCCAUCUCGCCCUUAAAGAAGAAUUUUGCCAGUAAUCAUAUCCAGUUGCAGAAAUAUGCUCGACCCAGCUCAGCCUUUGCUCCAAAAUCGUGGAUGGAAGACAGCUUGAAUAGAGCUGACAAUAUUUUUCCUUUUCAGGAUCGCACAAGGACUUUUGACAUGCAUUCACUGGAGAAUUCGUUGAUUGACAUAAUGAGAGCCGAAAAUGAUUCACUGAAAGCAAGGACAUAUGGGAGAAGGCGAGGUCAGUCUUCGCUGUUUCCAAUGGAAGACGGGUUCUUGGAUGACGGACGUGGCGAUCAGACUCUGCACAGUGGGUUGGGGUCACCUCACUGCUUCUCCCAUCAGAAUGGGGAGCGAGUGGAGCGCUAUUCCCGGAAGGUCUUUGUUGGUGGGCUGCCCCCAGACAUCGAUGAAGAUGAGAUCACUGCUAGCUUUCGUCGCUUUGGACCUUUGAUUGUAGACUGGCCGCACAAGGCAGAAAGCAAAUCUUAUUUUCCUCCUAAGGGAUACGCAUUUUUGCUGUUCCAAGAUGAGAGCUCUGUGCAGGCACUGAUUGAUGCAUGUAUUGAAGAAGACGGAAAGCUCUAUCUUUGUGUUUCCAGCCCCACUAUCAAAGACAAACCGGUUCAGAUCCGGCCUUGGAACCUUAGUGAUAGUGAUUUUGUUAUGGAUGGUUCACAGCCUCUUGACCCACGAAAAACCAUUUUUGUUGGUGGUGUUCCUCGGCCUUUACGAGCAGUGGAACUUGCAAUGAUAAUGGAUCGACUCUAUGGAGGGGUGUGCUAUGCUGGAAUUGACACAGACCCUGAGCUGAAGUACCCAAAAGGAGCUGGGCGGGUUGCAUUUUCUAAUCAACAGAGUUACAUAGCUGCUAUCAGCGCUCGCUUUGUUCAGCUGCAGCAUGGAGAGAUAGAUAAACGGGUGGAAGUUAAGCCAUAUGUCUUGGACGAUCAGCUUUGUGAUGAAUGUCAGGGGGCCCGUUGCGGUGGAAAAUUUGCUCCAUUUUUCUGUGCUAAUGUUACCUGUCUGCAGUAUUACUGUGAAUAUUGCUGGGCUGCUAUCCAUUCACGCGCUGGCAGGGAAUUCCACAAGCCCCUGGUGAAGGAGGGAGGAGAUCGCCCAAGACAUAUUUCAUUCCGCUGGAACUAAAUGAUCGCUGCAGCGCUCAUAUGCAGGCCUCAAAUUAAGUGCACUCUUCUGUUAUCCUGAUUGUCCCUACCCACCCUGCCCUUUCUCUUAUUCAAGAUAGCAUGUCCUUUUUGUAGUAGUCUGUAAUUUAACAAUAGUAUAAUGAAAGAAUGACCUAUAAUAUGGGUAUUUUGUAGAACCUUGUCAUUGAAAACUGUAUUGGGAACUCCUUUUCGUAUUGAUAACAUGUUGCAAGUGAGUUGCAUUCUCUUGUCUUUACUAGGGAGAGAACACUUAAUUUCAUGCAACAUUUUCUUAGAGGAGAGAAAAAUAUUAAGAAAAGAGAAUUGAAACAAUAGAGUAUUUUGGUUUUUUAAUUAAAUUAUUGUUAAUAAAGAACAUAAGAAUACUUUUAUUAAAAUAACCGUGUAACAAUAACACUAUAAGUCUGUUCUGACACUUUUCCCCAGGGAAGCCUGUUUUUGCCUCUCGUUUUGUUUUGACUUUGGAUUUUUCCAGCAACAGCUGAAGUUAGCGUUUACCUAUCAACAGGAAAGAGCAUGUUUAAAGCAACAAAAAUGCAUGAGUAAAGUUGAAGCAGCGUUUCAAUAAUGAUAGUUCUUUCUUCCUUUCCUUCUUUCUUUCUUUAAUCUUUUCAGGGUUUUGAGGCUGAAAUUUUUGCUCGGUGUAUAUCUGACCUUGCUUCUGACUACCACCCACAUCCAAAUUAGUAAUGAGAUAGGCAGAGCUUACUAUAUUUUCAUCAAAAUUAUUACAUUUUAAGAAUUCCUGAAUGUAAAAGUUGAGUAAAGUUACUACUGAGGGGGGAGUGCACUUUUUUUUCCUUUAUGUUUAAGAGAAUUCAAUUGUCUGGUUACAGCCCUAGAAGUCCAACCAAAGCUAGAGUAAUGACAACUAGUUAACUGGCGUUUCCUCUCCUGAAGGAUAAAUAUAUAGAUUUUAUUUUUGAUGGCUAUAUAUAACUCUAUAUCCUAAUGUACUAACAUUCAUCAGGGGCCAGCCUUUGCUCUCCAUUUUGACAUGAAAAACUAGAAAACCUUAAGAUACCUCAAGGAUAUCACUAAUUUUUACUGAAGUUUUGAUAUUCCAGUGUGUCACACAAAGUAAAAUCGGCUGCUUACUGGUUUCCCAUCAUGGAUGUAAAGUUAGUUUUGAAUACUCUCUAACUUAGUUGUAACAGAAGGCAUGAACCUCCAUAGUUUCCAGGUCUCGUUUUGCGCUGUUUUGUGCAUGAAACAGUGCAAGCAUGCAUAUGCCUUUCUUACUCUUCUUGUAGAAAGAAUCCCAGCUAAAAUUCCUCUUCUUCAGAACUUAAUAUGGAAAAAUAGAGAAACACAGGUAUUUGAAGUGCCAACAUUGCUAAGUUAAUGCCUGCUUUAUUAUAAACAAAUUCUACCUUGAGAAGCAUUAACACAGUACAUGUUAAUGAAUGAUAAAGAGUGGGUGCAGGGGUUUAGUUUGAAAUGGCUGAAUGAAGGAGUAGUUCUGAACAUAAUUUUUUCUUACUUUUGAACUAAAGCCCCGGCCAACUUCUGAAACUACUCUUUAGCAGUGUGCAACCAAACAGGUUCAGUGGCAAUCUUCUAAACCGCCUGUCUGGCGUGGUACCAUCCUAGAUUCUCUCAGACCAAAGACUUGCCUCAGCACUGCUUGGGAAACAUCUGCUGCGCCGAAAGCGUUUGCCGGCCCCCUUGUCCCGUCCCCCAGCCCAGAUUAUCUUUAUGAGAAGCAGUUUUUAUUUUCAAUACAGGCUUUAAUGAACCUUCUCGAGUUCCAAAGGUCAAAAUGGAGACAUUUGCUGUCUAUUAGUCAAGUAUAGAAAGGGAGCUGCUUUUAAUGAAAUCCCUGAAAAUAUUGACAACAGUAAUGCAAAUGCAGAGUGCUCUUGUGUAGAUUGUCAGGGACUUUUUUUUCUCUGAAGUACAUAAUUAGAGUUGGAAUGUUCCUUUAAUUUUUUUAAUGCUUGUAGGUGGCUUGGGGUGUGCUAUUGUGCCGAUCCUACCCAGUAAACAGGUGAGAUGGGUUACCAUUACGAGAAAUAACACUGUUUGAGAACUAGCUUUGAAUAAUAAUUUUCCCUUUGUACAUGACCUGCUGAAUUUCGGUACAGUGUUUUUGUAGCUAACUUAUUUUGUCAUGCACAUAAUGUAUAUUUGUUAUGCACUACUUUUGUAUAUCUUGUUUUUCCAACAGUGAGCAUUUUUAGGCACACUUUUCACUGACGGGAUAUCUCUUUAUGCAAUACCUCAAUUUUUCAUAUUGCAAAGAGUAGCUUUUUGUACUUUUAUUACUGAGAGAUCUUCAUAUACUUCAUUUUUUAAUAUAAAUAAUUUUAAUAAAUUUUAUUUUCUUAUAUUCUGCUUUUUAUACAUUUCAGUGCUCUGCAUACAUUUUGAAUUAUGGAUGUUGUGCACUGGCAAUGCUAUUUUAGAAUCUGCAGAGAAAAGAAAGCAUGUUGCUUAAACAUCUUAGCCCAGCACCAGGUAUUUGGUGUACAUAUAAUUUAAGAAAUAGUAUAUGUAAAGUUGAGAAUUAAAGAAGAAAAGCAUGAAAGUGACAAAUGACACUGUCUUUAGACCCUGAAAUUUAAAUGCAUAAGUAUAGCGUAGGAUUUAAAAGCAAAGAAACAUCGAAAUUGUCUACCGCUUCUUACUGAGUUUUUAAAGAUGAUACACAAAUGCAGACGUUUUUGGUGAAUGUUUAGCCAUUUUUAAUAUUAAUACAGAAUCGGUGUUAGGUGUUUGAUGCAGAAAUGUGUCUACUCUUUUAAAUUAUAUUUAAAGAAUAAAAGAGAGCCUGCUAGGUGGCAGGCGCGUAAUGUUAGUAUGCAUGACUAAUGUAAGAAGUUGUUAUUCUACUAAUAUUCACUUGUGAUUGUGUGACAAGCGUGUUUACAGAUUAUUUGGUUACACUUCGAUUUACAGGGCAUAAACAAUUAUAGGCAUUACUCUGUACUUAAGUAGUGACGGCACGUCCUUCUGAUUACAUGGGAUUUGUAGUUGGGGUUACCGUGUAGCUCCAAACAUAAUGAACAUGUAAUUAGUUUACCGGUCUUAGGGUAUCACUUCGAUUUGCAAGGGGUUGAUGAGCAUGUAGUUUUAUCACACUAGCAUGGCACCAGCCAUGUAUUUACAGUGUAGUUACAGAGUAAUUACAUGGUUAUUUUUGCAAUGUAAAAUAAAGUGUUUCUGAUUAUUUUGUAUGUAAAGGAACCCCACUGCCCCGUGCUUUUUGGUAUAGUAUCUACUUCUCCAUACACAGACCUCUGCAGAAUGCAAAUUUAAAACUUGCAGUGAAUGAAUUUAGCGUUUUCUAAGGAUGCUGUUGGAAAGACUUGAUAAUUCACCCCUUUUGUUUUUAGAGGAGUUGAAACCUUCUGUUAAAAGGUGAUUUAAAACUUGAAUGUGAUGAAUUGUGGCAAGUUAACUUCAAGUUAUGUGCAAUACCUAUUUCAGACUUCUGGAAGAUCUUUGCAGUGUAAUUCUUUGUUUUUAAUUGCAGACAUUUAAAAAUGUCAUUUUCUACUGUUCUAGUAAAUCCUCUUUCUUGCUGGCGUUUCUAAAGAAAAGAAUCAGAAAUCGAUCUUUCUACUAAUGUAAAUUUGAGAUUAUUUUUAAAAAAAAAUGGAAUAAAAGGUUUUGGUCAUUUGCUUUAUUUUAUUAUUUUAAAGCUACUGUGAUAGCAUUGUAAGAAUUGGGACAAUAUUGUAUUCAACUGUUUUAUUUUUUAUAUUUUUAAAUCUUAAAGUAUAAUUAGUUUUUAUAAUUUUCAUCAGAUUUUUUUGUUAUAUUUUUUGGAAGUGAAACUUUUAGCAAGUGGGUGUCUAGUUUUUACUAAUCCCUAAUAUGUUUUUCCCCCCAAUGUAUUGCUCAUAUUAUCAGAAGGAAAAGUUAUUUAAGUAUGUCAGUUAAUUGUACUACUUGGCUGAAUUUCCAUAUAGUUUUUACUGUGUAUGGGGAGGUUGUAGUAUUUAUUAUAGCAUUUUAAAUAAGGGUAAUUCAUUUUUUAUUAAAGUCAUUUUCACGUUUAAGUUCAUAUUUUUGUAUGUUCUACUCUAAGUUAUAUAACACAAGUUACUUUUUUUAAAGAGUUCAUUUGUUGAAGUGCUAGUGAAAAUUAAUGUUAUUAAAUAGUUUGCAAAUGACUAUUUAUACCAGUAUGCAUAUAAUUUUUAAAUAUUUGUAAUGUGAGAUGUUGAAUGAAUAAAACUUUUAACUCAGUGCUUCUCCUUAACCUCUUUUUUUUGAGCUUUCAGUGGAUAAAUGUUCCUUUGUGACUGCAGCUCCUGGGGCUCGGGAGGUGAUGCUGAUGAAGUGGGCACAUGUCUGACUGUAUAUGUGUGAAGUUCUGCGGUCCUGUUCUGGUCAGAACACUGAGCAUGGUUUUGUGGAGGUGUGUGAGAGGCUGUAACCACUGGAGAGAUGCUGAGUGCCCUGAACAGUGCAUUAAAGCACCGCAAGAUAAAUGUGCAGUGCAGCAGAAAUGGGAAUGGCGAUGUCUGGAGGGCUGUAGAACUGCUGUUGGUUGAAUCAGACUGCAAGAAGAUCCAUUCUUUCUGCUUACAUGCAGAUGUUGUCUUUAGGGAAUGUUGAAUGCUAGCUACUUAAUUUUGUGGAUUUGUUGCUUGCUGAGGAUUUGGUGCUUGUUGAGUAAUCUUAUGUAUCUCUGGAAAAACCUUUCAGCAGCUUCAGCACUGCUGUUUCUAUUUUUUUUUCACAGCCAUAAGAGUAUCAACCUAGCCAGGAAUUGCAUCAUUUCUUUCUGCUCUCUGCUUCCAAUUCAUAGGGUCAAAAGACAACCACCAUGCAGCUGAGAAAUCAAGCUAACUGAGCGGGUGACGUGUUUAAUGAGAAGGAUACCGCCGAGGCGCAUGCAAUGCAUAACAUAAGUCAGAAACCACCUUGCAGCUGGGACAAAAAGAUAACCAGGCGAGGACCUGUCCAAGCGUGGCACAGACAGACAAGGAUCGCUUUUCACUUGUCUCGCAGUUGUGAUCUGAUAUUCCCUGAAGGAAUAAGUCUGGAAUUUUAAAGAACGUUCUUAGAUGAGGUUGCUAGAGUCGGCAUUAAUUUAAAAUACCUGAUCUUGAGAUGUCUAAGGAGUCUUGUGAAGGGUUGCCACCUGCUAUAUCUGCUCUUCAGAAGCUAUCCUUAGCGGCUAGGAGAUCCAGAUUUAUUUCUGUUUGUUUUCUAGAUUUUGAUACGAGUAGCAUUGCACUGAUGACCAGUGCUUUGUCAUUGGCAUCUGAGCUACUAAUCUCUUGUGCCCGAGUUUGAGGAAUGGUGUUGUAAAUGUUUUAUAGAUGUUGAGUGUAAUUAUUUCCAUGGGCACUUCAGAAAAUGCAGAAUUGAGCUGUAAUGGGAUUAGUUCUGCAAGGUGCUAAUCACUUGAAUUCCCAUUGGCUUCGGAUGAUGCAAACUUAGAAGCUAAUGCCUUUUUAACAAGAAAAGAAUUGCUGGUGACUCCAUGCGUAUAUUUUCAAUCCUUUGAAACAGCUAUUUUAAAAUAAUCAUAAAAUUGCUGGUAAACUUUGGAAAAAUAAAGAGGCUGGAGAUGGGAAGUCUGCCUGGCAAAUGAUGAAUUCCACGUUGUUGCAUUUUGCACCAGACAGAGUAUUGUCUGGUAAGGGAAGUAUCUCUCCAUUCUCUGUGUUCCUAUUGCUAGGAAAUAGUUACAGGUUGGCCUCUCCCAGUGUGAUAACGACUUCUUGACAUUGCUUUCAAGUGCAGAGUGGUCUUCUAGAAAGCAUGUGCUUAUCAGUGCUUUGUCUGAUAAUGGUUUCUAACAAGUAGGAUGGAGUUGAAAUUUGGUCCUGCAGUGUGGGCUUUCUAAUGGUAGUAGAACGACUGGUGUCUUCCACAGACAAGGCACUCCCACGCUCGUUUGAGUUCACAAGUGCUUAUCAAGAUGAAGCCUGAUUGGUGUGUAAAUUAAUUAAGAGCUUUUCCCCUCUGGAGACUGCAGAAUACUUUGUGAACAUUUGCCUAUGUAAUGAGAUUUAAUUUAUUAGAGUCUGAAAAAAAAAAAAAUCACCUCAAUAAGGUGAAAUACCAGAAGACUGGGGUGUUCCAAACUGAAAAUAAUCACCUUUUUAGCAACGGCCUUGGCUGGUUCUAAAUUGCUGAGAAGAACAUUCUAGGAAAGAUAAUAUAUCAAAUCUCUUUUGGGUUUCAGUUUGUCCUGAAACUAUAAAUAAAUGCUCCAAGCUGACUCCAGAAGGUGGAGGUUUGCCUGCGGGGUAGAAUUUCAGAAUUUCCACAGUACAUGAAUCUCAAAUAUUUUCUUUCAGCACAAACUGUUCGUUGAGCACAGUCAGCCACCAGCUUUCUCUAGGGUGCUGCUUUCACUAAAUGAACUGCUACAUUCCGCAUCAGUGAAGGAACUCAGUUUGGGUGGAGAUGGAUAAAACCCAUCUAGGACAGAGUUAAAGGCUAAGGUACGUUUUAAAGAGAGUCUCCUGGCUGUCAAGUUCGUGUCGGACAGUUUCUACUGUCUGUCCUGGUUCUCCAGCUGCUGUUUAUUCAGCGCAAUGAAAGCCUGCUCAGCCGCAGUCCAAAAUGCACAUUGCUAGCCUACAGGAAAUCUAAGACAAAUAAUAGCCUUAGAAAGGGUAGAUGAGGAAAAAAACACUGACAUCUCUUCCUCUGCGUAAAAUAAGCUGAUUCAGUCUGCCAGUAUGAAAAACAGCCUCUGGGAUAAGAAUAUACUUGCAGCUGUCUUCCCAGUCAUAGAAAUUGAAGGGGUGUAGAGAGGCUGAAUCAGUGCUCCCAAGGUGUUAUUGUUAUUAUCUCCCUAAGAUGGAGAGAAGGUCAUUCUGAAACUUGGUGAUUUCAUUAGUGCUGUCAGGUAUUGCCUGCUUUCACGACACCCAAGCUCUAAUUUGCUGACUUUUUGUAUGGCUUGUCAGAAGUUUUUUCAUUGUGAGUGCUUAUUAAUUUGGAUGUGAUUAUUCCUAAAGGAAGCUCUCUCAGUUGUCUUGUUUAGGGCACUUGGGAAACCACAGUGUGGUACUAUUCUGUUUGGGGUCCCUCGCAGAAUUUGAGAACUUUGAAAAGUUCUCAGUUCUCUUUGUAUCUAUAUGUAGUGGAAAUGCAAAGCCUGAAGCAGUGAUUGAGCACCUGGUGGGAAGGCAGGGCCAACCCAGGGGAGCUCAGGUGCAUGCAAUGUAGCUGAAUGACCGGAAGAGAUGGAGCCAGGGUCAAUCCCCUUCCCAGACCUCAGUUAAGUGUUGGCAGUGGAGGUGAGGAAAUCUCUUGUUGGAGAUCCCUGCCUACCUGAGGCGUUACAAAGGUGACCCUCGAGAGGAAAAGGCUGAUGCCUUUGACUUCCCCUUCCCUUCAAGAAAUGUUGAAAAAGUAAUCAAACGAAAGAAAAAGAAGUCCAAAGUCUGGCUUAAAGUCUGGAAAGUAAUUUCAAAAAUGCUUGAAGAAAAUGAAACGUUCAGACAUCGACUGUUGACUAGCAGUCAGUUCAGUGAAGAAGGCAAUGAUGCGAACCAAAGUUCACAGAAGGGCUCCCCCUGGGCAGGGAGGAGUCCGUCUUUGGUUGGGUGUAGCAAGAAAACAAAGGACGAUUCAGGCCGAAAGGAAACAUAAAACUACUGAAAUUGUUUUCAUUUAGAUCCUACUAAAAUUAGUGAGAAGACUACAAAUGAUUUAGAUGAAUGCUGUUUCUCUGUUGUUUGUUUGGCAUGUAUGUUUCUGCUGUUCAAUAGGUUUGUUUUUAGAGUGGCUUAAGUAGCUUGUUGCAAGAUAUUUGAAGUCAUUAAGUCUGAUAUUUCACUUAGUUAUUAGUUUUUGGAAGCUUUUUAGUGAGCAUAGCAUUGUGACAGUUUGCUUGUAAAAGAAUAAAGACCCACAUUUAGUGUUGA